AUGCGGCGUUUGUUUUGUACGUACGAGUUGCUCAAAGCGGGCCUGUAUGCGACAGUUGGUGCCACUGUUGCGAUACAUCUCAGUCGUGGACCCAGUGACCGUGCCCGGUUUGUUGACACUGUGAACGCGGCGGAAAUUGCAGUCCCACAACCGGGUUUACCCACCACCGGUGGUGGGUUUAUCCCUGCCAAUCUAAUGCAGUCGAAGCCGUUCAAUUCAGUGGGUUUGCCAACUUCCGGUCAUUUGCGUGUUUUUGAUGGGUAUGUGUGCGCCUACGAUCGACGAAACCGAAUUCCACUGUGGGUCAUGGAACAUCUGACACCGGCAAAACUGGCUACUGCAAAUUCUACGGAGAAUUUAGUGGACAGGUGNGGUGGGUGUUUUCUGUAA
Echinostoma caproni is the source of this 390-nucleotide messenger RNA. Lineage: Eukaryota; Metazoa; Platyhelminthes; Trematoda; Plagiorchiida; Echinostomatidae. The record is from the annotation of a GenBank genome assembly.